CAAAACAAACGUCACUGGUUGAAUUAAUAGAUAUGAAAUGAACAUUUUACUUUACUUUUGCUAGUAAAAAAAAUAUGAAAAGACAACUUUGUAAUCCAAAAAGACAUCGCAAAAUACUUAAUCGUAACCUUGUUCAUAUAAAAUAAUCAUUCCAUUAAUUUAUGAAGAUAAUGACACUGUAUUAAAGAAAUAUAUGAGGUCAUAAUUAUACGGUUAUCACUAAAUAAACUAAAAUACAGACAUUGUUACAGUGUGUAACUGUGCUUCUUUUAAUAAAGUCGUAUUUUACAUCUAUUGGAGAUGAAGUUCGCUGAACAUUUAAGUGCUCAUAUUACGCCUGAAUGGCGAAAACAAUACAUCAAUUAUGAGGAAAUGAAAUCAAUGCUGUAUACUGCAGUAGAGGAAGCGCCAUCAGCGGAAAACGUGGAGCCAGAGGUGCUCUCCCGACAUUUUGCUAAUUUUGACGAAACAUUUUUCCACUAUAGCGAUCAGGAGUUGAAGAAAAUUAACACAUUUUAUUCAGAAAAAUUGGCGGAAGCGACACGCAAAUUUGCCACACUGCAAAGUGAAUUGAAAGCCCAAUUCGAAACUAUCAAGCCUAAGGGCGGUGGAGACAGUAAAAAGGCGCCAAUACCACGACGGAAGGUGCAAGAGCUGAAACUGGCGUUUAGUGAGUUUUACCUCAGCCUAAUCUUACUGCAAAAUUACCAGAACUUGAAUUAUACAGGUUUUCGGAAAAUAUUAAAGAAGCAUGAUAAGUUAUUAAAUCUAAGCAACGGUGCGCAAUGGCGAGCGGAACACGUGGAAUCAUCGCACUUCUACACAAACAAAGAUAUAGACAGAUUAAUAAGCGACACAGAAGCGACAGUGACAAACGAAUUAGAAGGUGGUGAUAGACAGAAAGCGAUGAAAAAACUGCGCGUACCACCUCUAGGCGAACAACAGAGCCCUUGGACUACCUUCAAAGUUGGACUGUUUUCUGGAUCUUUUAUAGUGCUGUUCAUUACUGUUGUUUUAUCAGCAUUAUUCCACGAAGGCGCUACAGAAAACUUCAAAACGGCCUUCAGAUUAUAUCGGGGUCCGUUCCUCUUAGUCGAAUUUAUAUUCCUAAUAGGCAUUAAUGUGUACGGCUGGCGAUCAUCUGGAGUCAACCACGUGUUGAUUUUCGAACUGGACCCCAGGAAUCAUUUAUCCGAGCAACACUUAAUGGAACUAGCCGCUAUAUUUGGGGUAGUAUGGGCCUUAAGUAUACUCAGUUUUAUAUACAGUGCAAGUCUGAGUAUACCGCCGUUUGUUAAUCCGCUGGCGCUCGUCAUAAUAAUGCUAGCGUUUCUGCUCAACCCAUUGAAAGUGUUUCGGCAUGAAGCACGAUUUUGGUUCCUAAGGAUAUGUGGUCGAAUUCUGGCCGCACCAUUCAUGCCUGUGCUGUUCGCGGACUUCUGGCUCGCGGAUCAGUGGAACUCGUUUGCAGCUGCCUUCCUCGAUUUCCAUUACCUGGUUGCUUUUUACAUCGCAGGCGGGGACUGGUUCCAAGUAAAUAACGCAUUCGAGAAGACCCGCUGGUAUAUAAUAACCCGUGGUUUAGUGAACAUAGUGCCCGCGUGGGCUCGCUUUUGGCAAUGCUUGCGCCGUUACCGAGACAGCCACGAGGCCUUCCCACAUCUGGUCAACGCUGGGAAGUACUCCACGACAUUUUUCGUAGUUCUGUUCCAAACUUUAAGGACAAUUUACAGUGACGCAUAUGCUGAUCCAUACGACAAUCCGUUCUUGUAUGCCUGGUUCGCGUGCCAGCUAGUCUCCUCGCUCUACACUUAUACAUGGGACGUCAAGAUGGACUGGGGCUUGUUUACCGUCGGACCGGCCGCUGAGAACAAGUUCCUCAGAGAAGAAAUUGUUUACAGUCCAGGGUUCUACUAUUUCGCGAUAGUUGAAGACUUUGUACUACGAUUCAUUUGGACGGUGUCCUUCAUACUUACCGAGAAUAAGUUCGUCAGUGGAGAGACUAUGACCUCAUUACUAGCGCCACUAGAAGUUUUUAGACGGUUCAUCUGGAACUUCUUUCGGCUAGAGAAUGAGCAUCUAAAUAACUGCGGCAAGUUCCGUGCCGUUCGGGAUAUAUCCGUGGCGCCGCUCGACUCCUCCGACCAGGCCGACAUCAUACGCAUGAUGGACCACCCUGACGGCGUUGUUAAUAGGUAUUACAAAAAAAAAAAUAACGCCAAAAAAGCUAAAGAGAGUGACAGGAAACCGUUAUUAAAGAAGGAAUCCAUGCAAGACCUACAGCUCGAGUUAGACUUGUCAUCCAAAAUGCUGUAACAAACUGUGAUAUGUUUAGAACAUAAAUCAUUUAUAGCCAAUGUUAUUAUGAAAUAUAGUAUUAUUUUAAUUAUAUUUUUUAAAAUCA
Messenger RNA from Galleria mellonella (greater wax moth), 2404 nucleotides. RefSeq names its product xenotropic and polytropic retrovirus receptor 1-like. Gene Ontology annotation, cellular component: cytoplasm; plasma membrane; Golgi apparatus. Gene Ontology annotation, biological process: cellular response to phosphate starvation; phosphate ion transport. The record is from RefSeq and is a predicted model, not a curated record. Gene Ontology annotation, molecular function: inositol hexakisphosphate binding. The coding region runs from base 301 to 2316 and encodes 671 amino acids. NCBI's taxonomy places the organism in Eukaryota, Metazoa, Arthropoda, Insecta, Lepidoptera, Pyralidae. The transcript is spliced from 11 exons.